Molecule: messenger RNA, 1863 nt
Organism: Brassica napus (rape)
Lineage: Eukaryota; Viridiplantae; Streptophyta; Magnoliopsida; Brassicales; Brassicaceae
Product: glycosyl hydrolase 5 family protein-like
Exons: 4
Coding region: 150-1724 (524 amino acids)
Molecular function (GO): hydrolase activity, hydrolyzing O-glycosyl compounds
Source: RefSeq, a predicted model, not a curated record
UCUGUUGGAAAAAAACAAUCAUUAACCAUAAACACGUAAAAUCUGCCAACAACCAGAAACUAAACCAACUUCUUCAAUGUAUAAAUUGCGAAUCAAAUUCAAAUUCAAGAUAAUCAGAAUCAAAAACUAAGAAACACACAACAACAAAAAUGACUAGAUCCAUCUCUUUGUGUCUCUUCUUCUUCUUAUUCAUUUCUUGGAUUCCUAAGCUAAUCACAAGCUACCCUCUCUCCACAAAAUCAAGAUGGAUCGUGGAUGAGAAAGGCCAAAGGGUGAAGCUAGCCUGCGUGAACUGGCCGGCGCAUCUCCAGCCCGCGGUGGCUGAAGGGCUAAACAAACAACCAUUAGACUCCAUCUCCAAGAAAAUUGUCUCAAUGGGAUUUAACUGCGUUAGGCUCACUUGGCCUCUUGAUUUGAUGACUAAUGACACGUUAGCUCGCAAUGUUACCGUCAAACAGUCUUUUGAAAGAUUGAAUCUGCUUGAUGAUGUUCUUGGCAUUCAAACUCACAAUCCCAAAAUCCUUAACCUUCCCAUAUUCAAUGCAUUCCAGGAAGUGGUAUCGAACCUUGGACAAAACGGAGUAAUGGUGAUACUAGACAACCACUUGACAACGCCAGGAUGGUGUUGCAGCGACAACGACCUCGACGCCUUCUUCGAAUACCCUAACUUUGAUCCUGUCAUCUGGACCAAGGGAUUGAGCAAGAUGGCUUCUCUUUUCCGCAAUGUCACUAAUGUCGUUGGCAUGAGCCUUAGGAACGAACCACGUGGUACCAGAGAUUACCCUAACCUCUGGUUCAAGUACAUGCCAAAAGGAGGAGAAGCAGUACACGCAGCAAACCCUGAAGUACUAGUCAUCCUCUCCGGCAUCGACUACGACACAAACCUCUCUUUCCUCCGUGACCGCUUCUUCAACGUCAGCUUCACCGACAAACUCGUCUUCGAGCAACAUUGGUACAGCUUCUCCGACGGUCGAGACUCGUGGGUAAAGCACAACUCUAACGAUUUCUGCGCAAAAAUCAUCGAGAAAGUAACACAUAACGGAGGAUUCUUGAUCGGGAGAGGUUUUCCUUUGUUCUUGACUGAGUUUGGGGCUAACCUGAGAAGCGGUGACGUUAGCGGAAACCGGUAUAUGAAUUGUUUGGUGGCUUGGGCCGCGGAGAAUGAUUUAGAUUGGGCGGUUUGGGCAUUAACCGGAGAUUAUUAUUUGAGAACCGGUCAAAAACAUAUGGUUGAGACUUUUGGCGUUUUGGCUCCUAAUUGGAAAGACGUCGCCAACUCUACUUACCUGCAAAAACUCUCCGGAAUUCAACUUCCAGUUAGAGGACCCGGUUUACAAUCCAAAAAACUUCUCUUCCACCCAACAACCGGCCUUUGCGUCACCAGUAAUCUCUCAAACAAUUCACCUACACUUCGAUUGGAACAAUGCCGUAAAGCCGAGCCAUCAACCUUUAAUCCCAGUGAAGGUAUUCUCUGGAGUAACAAAAUGUGCGUCGAGGCUCCAGAUGCUGUUGGACAGAAGGUGAAGCUUGGAGCUGGCACUAAGUGCUCUAAGUUGGGACAAACCUCAGCUACUCACAUGCAUUUGUCGUUUAAGACAAAUAAUGGUUCGUUGAUAUGUCUUGAUGUGGAUGAACUUGACAACAGCAUCGUCGCUAACCCUUGCAAGUGUUUGACCAUGGAUGCUUCUUGUGAUCCAGCGAGUCAAUGGUUCAAAGUUCUUUAAAUUAUAUUAUCUAUGUUUUUAUUUUGGAGAAAAUGCAUUUGUAAUGGUUCAAAGUUCUUAAAAUCGCUCAUGAUUGUAACACUUUCUUAAAUUAUGUUCAUCGUAAUAAUUUUUUUAAUUCAAAAAUAAAAUUUCACGA